Molecule: messenger RNA, 744 nt
Organism: Anastrepha obliqua
Lineage: Eukaryota; Metazoa; Arthropoda; Insecta; Diptera; Tephritidae
Exons: 1
Coding region: 1-744 (247 amino acids)
Source: RefSeq, a predicted model, not a curated record
AUGUUCGGCAAGAGCAUUAUUUUAUUACUGGUAUUGGCCGUGGCCGUUGCCACAGCUGAACCGCCCCUUUUCCGUCCACGCAGUAGCCGUCUUCAGCAACGCCGGCCAUUCUUCGCUCGCCAAGAAUCAGUUCCCUCACCACCACAACCUGACGCCGCACCCUACCCGUCGGCCGAUGAAUUGAAACCAGAAAAUCCCUUCCAAGGUGAGGAGGAAACUACUGAACCGGAUCUGGUUUACGGCCCACCAGAUUCCACCUACGGACCACCAUUGCCCGCAACAGAUCCCUUGCCUGCCGUUGAAGGACCACCAGAAUUUGCUCCCAAUCCAGACGCCGAGGAAUUUGCACGUUUUAGCCAGCGUCCUGCACGUUUGCAACAACGCACCCAGCUGCAUCUCGUACAGCGUACUCAACGACUACAACAACGAAAGCAACAGCAAAAGGCCGUCAUUAAGCAGAUUGUCAAGGCGCCGCAGCAGAAGGCGACCAUUAAGCAGGUGGUGAGUACACAGCGCUUGGUGGCGAAGCCUGCGCCCGCUGCCGCCGUUGUUGUGUCAGCACCCAUUGCAGCAGCAACACCAGCCGUCACACCGGUGAAUGUGGUGAUCAACUCAGAGCGCUUAGUGGCAGUUGAACCAACACCUCUUCUUAGCUCCGCCAUCAGUUCACCCCUCGCAGAGUCGUACGUUGUGAUCAAUUCGCCAUACGCUCUGACCUCGCAAUACUCGUACCAGUCGUGGUGA